Molecule: messenger RNA, 1508 nt
Organism: Babesia bovis T2Bo
Lineage: Eukaryota; Apicomplexa; Aconoidasida; Piroplasmida; Babesiidae
Product: RAP domain family protein
Exons: 6
Coding region: 41-1507 (488 amino acids)
Source: RefSeq, a predicted model, not a curated record
GUAGCUUCUUUGGGCAUUAAACUUAAUUAAAUUUGUAAAAAUGUAUUUAUUUUUGCGUACAUCGGGGAUCCGUUUGGCCGGUGGGCUUUUAGAGCGUCGUUCUUUUCGAACUGCUGAGGACUGCUUGAGCCUUCUAUCUAAUGGCUCCAACGUUGAAACCCAGGAGCUCUAUGAUGCGUUUAAAUUUUUGGCUACUAACCACAAUGAGCGUCUGUCUGCUGUGAAGGACUCUCGUUUUGUUGAUUUAAUUUCCGAGGUUGAGAAUCGUUUGCCUAGCCUGAACUCAUCAUAUAUGGGCAACUUUGCUUUGCGUAUUGCUACGGUUUCUCAGUCUGCUGGUGGUUCUGCUACUACACAUGGCGAGCUUUGUCGUGGUCUUGUGUCUAAAAUCGCUACUGCUAUAAUUGAUAAGGGUGCCAGAGCUCGUGAGCUUGCUCAGGUGGCUUAUGCCACAUCGGCUAUUGGUAUUGAUUCUGAUGCCAUAUUUGAGCUAUCUAAGCAGACUAUAACUACUGAUAUAGAUUCAGUAACACCAGAUGCUUUGAACUUCUCGCUUCAGGCUGCCUAUAAGCGUAACUCUCGUGAUAAGAUAUACUACGCUCUGCUUUGUGAGAAGUUAUGUGAGCUCACUGAGCGGUUUACCGCCAAUGAUGUGAUAAACACUCUUCGUGCUUUGGCAAAGACUGGGCUUUUGAAGGGCUUUUUGCUGCGUCGAUUAUCCACCUUAGUUAUGGACAACUUGGACCAGUUCACUCAUGAACAGUUGUGUGAUGCAUCUUAUCGUCUAGGUCAGAUGAAAUUUAUGACCCCGACUAACUUUGGUCGUAUAUACGCCACAGUUGAAUCGUCUCUUGGCAAUUUGAACGACCGUACGCGUGUUCAUUUACUUGCUGCUGGUUGUUAUUCUGAGUAUGAUAAAAGGGAGGAUCUGGAGUCCCUUUUGGGUACCUUAAAGUACAAGGAGCGUUGGGAGCUAUCCGCGUGCAUCGAUUACGUUUUUUCGUGUGCCUACCUUCGUCUUUAUAAUGAUGAGCUGCCUCGCGUUAUUGAAGGGAUAUUCAAGUAUACUCCAACUGUAUCACGGAAAUACGGUUUAAUUUUGAAGGAGUCUCUUGAUGCUUUUGCUGUUGAAUCUGCGCCUGUGGAGUACAGCAUACCGCCCAGAUGGAAGGACCUAUUGGAUCACUGUGAAAAAACUGAGAGUGAACUGAACAAACACACUCCUGGAUACCAGGAAAUCCAUAAGAUUUUACAGGGUUCAUCUUCUAAUUUCGCUGAAUCUAAGAAGGUGGACCCCUUUAUGGUACCCUUUGUGGAUGAGGAGCGCAAGCUUGUUAUAUUGAUUGAAUAUGCUAGCAACAUGAGCAACUUGGUGGUUAAGAAGCGUUGUCUGGAGACCUUGGGUCACAAGGUGGGAAUAGUGAAGUAUUGGGACUGGCGCCGUCUUAAAACUGAGUCGUCACAAGCGGAUUACAUAUCACGUUUGCUGACUACAUUAUCGCGAUGAG